Molecule: messenger RNA, 3349 nt
Organism: Temnothorax curvispinosus
Lineage: Eukaryota; Metazoa; Arthropoda; Insecta; Hymenoptera; Formicidae
Exons: 1
Coding region: 808-2700 (630 amino acids)
Source: RefSeq, a predicted model, not a curated record
CGAAAAAAUGAUACGGCUUGCAACGUUAACCAAAUUGCGAACGGUGUGAUGAGAUUAUCAUCACAUAAUGGAAGUAUUUAUCUGUAUGAAUUUCUGUGCUUUUCUUAUAUGGACCACCAUGCAAAUUAAUAUACCUUAAUCAGAUUUGCGGUAUGCGACGUAGACAAGAGCGUUAAUACAAUAUCGUGACGAUCGUGACGCUUUGCCAAGUGUGGCUUUUAACGAUUGCAUGACUGCUACAUUUUUUUUUUCCAAGUAAACAGUAUCGUGUGUACGAAUAUUUGCGUAAGGGCUAUGACGAUGAAAAUGUAACAUGCGAUCAAUGCUCGCGUGCACAUUGCCUUGUUUCGAUGUAGAAGUGUAAUAGAAUUUAAAAUCUUUUUCAAUCUAUUAAUGAGUUUUUUAGUAUUUAAUUUUGGGUAGAGACGCGGUUUUUCCGCGAAUUUAAUUAUUUUUAAAAACCGUAAAGAUAUAAAUAUGUUUCUUUUGCGUUAUGGGUGUACGCGUAUUAUGGGUGUAAACCCAAGUAUCGAUAGCAGUCCGGAUAAGUAGUCCGCGCGUCGCUAAAUGGAUGAUAAAUAGAUUAUCUUUCUGGUGAGUGCACGAACGUGACGUUACGUGAUAUUUACAUUUUGUGAUCCAUGUAGAAUGUGUUAUUACGUUUUCGCGAGUCGAGUAUCCGAAUAGCGUAGUGUACUGCUCGACAUCGUUGCCUCGCUGCAUUUCGAAGCGGUUAUUGAUGCGGUACGCGUAACGGCUAACGCAUAACGCGUAAACGCGCAACGCGCAAGUGUUGAGACAAACAACAUGUAUAAUAUUAAACUGAACUCGUUUGACUUUCAUCGGUCACAAGACUUUUAUUCACGUCGCGUCUUUUUUAUCGUGCUGAUAACCAUUUCUUUUGCUACUGGGCUACCAUCACGACGUACGACCGAUCGAUCUGUUAUCUUGAAAAAUUUUAUGGAACGCCAAAAUCAGCGUGACGAAGCGUCAAAGUACUUAAUACCUUGUACGGCGAAAUUUAUCGAGGAAUAUUUCGAAUAUCCGGAUCGAAUAUCACUCUUACUACCGGAUAUGCUGCAAGACAUUUCCGUUGUCAUAGAAACAUUGAUGAACGAAUUACGUAUUACAAGCGCUAUUUAUACAUUAAACGUCAGUCUGACAAAUGUAAUGGAAACAUACGACGCUUUGACAAACGUUGUUAUUCUGUCAGAGAGCGGAAUCACUCUCGAAGCGAACGAUUCCUCUUUUGUCAAUGACUGUGAGCACGAUUGCAAUUUUAUAAUAGUGCUAACAAAUCUGUUCACCGAUGAAGAAAGCUUUCUGAUAGAAGCUGGGACGCUCGUACAACAAAUGUCCCUGGGAUCGAUUUUUAAGCUCGAGAUAUUGGCGUCGGUCGGAGAUUCGGUUCUGCUCGCCAGUAGCCUUCCGGUCCGGAUCAACGAAUCGUACACACUUGCCGAACCAGCAUUUUCAGGCAGAUGUGAACAGCAAGCUGCUGCAAUUCGAUGGCAGCGCUUCACAAAUAAAACGACAUCGUUACUCGACGCUAGUACCGUGAACGCGGCGAUGUUCAAUAAUUUUCCAUUCACGUUUUUCAUCAACGACACCAACCAUUUCAGUUUCGGUGGAGUCGAAGGCUCAAUGGUGGAAGAAAUUGCACGUAGCAUGAAAAUUAAGCUCAACAGGGAGACUAUUGAAACGAUGGAGAAGACUACGAUUAAAACCGAAAUAUAUCUGAGACUUUACAAUGCGACCCACGAUUUAGUGUUUGGUGGCCUUUUGUGGGAUUUUAGCCGAAAAGUGACAUACACGACUUGUUAUGGUAUGGUGCACGUUUCAUGGAUAAUACCGAUUGAAACGAACGUUUCUCUACGUGGCUUGAUAUCUCCGUUUGGCGCGAAUAUUUGGUACGCUAUAAUUUGCACUCUGAUCGCUGGUGGACUCGUAAAACUAUUUGUUAUUCGUGACAUUACAUUUUUGGAUAUUGUGGCGUUGAUUUUCGGUGUGCCAGCGUUUCGUCAACCUACAAUGACUUCUAGCAGAAUUCAAUUCAUAUCUUGGACUUUAUUCGGAUUUUUUCUCACGCAACUUUAUCUAGGAUCGUUGGCUGAUUAUUUGAUUAGAACAUCGGACAUGCAGAUGGAAUCUAUGGAGGAAUUAGCUAACUCAGGACUAAAGAUAGGCGGGACUCAGCGAUUCGCGGAUUUGUUACAAACGCCUGAUAAAGCUGACAUGGAAGAUAACGUUGACCGAAUGAUUCGUGAGAAACUUAUUAUUUUGGAGAGACGUGAUUAUAGUAAUCAACUCUUAGCUCUUGUCGAAGGAAGAAAUACUAGUUUGGCUCUUCUCGUGAUGUUGAAUUUGACAAGUAAUCCUUCUAAAAUAGGACGCGCACAUAUUAUAAAAGAGACUGUGGGUAGUUAUCCGUUGGCCUUCGUCACUCGACAAGAUUUUCCAUAUUUAGCAGAAUUUAAUUUCAAGAUUCAAAUCCUCGUUCAAGCUGGUCUCGUUGAAUUUUGGUCAAGCAUGGCGAUGUUAAACCGAAGUCAUUACAUCGUAGAAAAUGAGGAUGACGAUUCCAAGAUUGACAUCGAUGAUAUCGCGCCAGCAUUUUUCCUCUUGAUCAUGGGAUGUCUUGGUGGAUGCUGUCUGCUAAUUAUAGAAGUUAUUUUUUAUCCAUCUAAAUUGUUUCUAUAAAUUUACUUUUAAACGCUUUUAUAUAAACAUUAUCUGUGUAUAUAUGGUUAUUUUGGACCGAUAUCUCAUUAUAUUUUAUUUUAAUUGAACAUUAUAAGUCGAUAUUGCUAAUGUUUUAUACUUUUUAAGGACAUCUUCGUCACAUAUUUUGAACAUUUUUCUCGGUUAUACGAUAACUACCUUGGCUUAUUAACCGUUCAUAAUAAGUCUAUCGAGAUUCCGCGGAAUAUUUAACCACGUCUCCCAGAUAAAAUAGCCCCGCAGCGAGUUAAUUAGAAAAGUUCCCGGCUAAUUUCAUUAAACCUCUCUCUGUUUAGCUUGCCGAAGGAGGUAAAACUUUAAGAGGUGAGAAGUCGAUUUUAAAAUUUACCUAACAACAUUAUUGACUGUGAUGUAUUUGGUUGGUGCAAAAGAUUUUCGUAUCUAUCGAAUAAAGUUGAAAACAAUUACAGCAAACAAUUACAGCACAAUCGAAGCGAACGCGAACGUGUCGUCAACGGCUUCGAUAUUCUUUUUAGUUAAAAAUUUUUUUAAGUUGUCUUUUUAAAUAACUCCAAAUUUCUAAUUUUGCGUAACACAGAUGUCGAUGAGAAAAGCGACGAACAUACCAAACGUUAUGAUUUACAAUAUAAUAUAAAACUCGAAAUGU